This is a messenger RNA of Dothidotthia symphoricarpi CBS 119687, 2146 nucleotides long. Its product is annotated as 6-phosphofructo-2-kinase/fructose-2,6-bisphosphatase-like protein. Gene Ontology annotation, molecular function: 6-phosphofructo-2-kinase activity; fructose-2,6-bisphosphate 2-phosphatase activity; ATP binding. Gene Ontology annotation, biological process: fructose metabolic process; fructose 2,6-bisphosphate metabolic process. Lineage: Eukaryota; Fungi; Ascomycota; Dothideomycetes; Pleosporales; Dothidotthiaceae. Gene Ontology annotation, cellular component: cytosol. The coding region runs from base 299 to 1897 and encodes 532 amino acids. The record is from RefSeq and is a predicted model, not a curated record. The transcript is spliced from 4 exons.
GUUCCCUUUCUCUGUGCAGCUUCCUCCUGCACUGCUACCGAAUCCUCAGACUCAAUCGAGACAUUCUCUGCUUCUGUGUGUCGCUGCACAGUCAUCCUUCGCCAAUUGCCGCACCUUGUCUGGCAUUGCUCGGCAAACACAUAUCAGGCCCGGAACCCCAGUUCGGAAGUGAACGGCGCUUUGGAACCACCUCAACCUCAUCCUUCCAUUUUGAAAUCUCGAGGCUGUGCCUGUCUUUCCUUCUUGACCUCUGUGUAUUUUCCUCUUGUUUCUAGACUCUUGAAAUUGUUUUGCAAACAUGGACACCCUACUGACGGCGGAGAUCUACGCCAACUCGCCCCGCUUUCGGCGGCGGUCGAGUACUUUCGUCGAUGGCAUCCAUGAUAUGCCUGAGAAGGAGGAAAUGGCCCCUGCCCAACUUUACAGCACGGAAUCUGGCCGACUCUUCCACUCUGGGCGCAUUGUUAUUGCUACCGUUGGUCUGCCUGCGCGAGGCAAGACACACACCUCUGUCGCUGUUGCGCGCUAUUUACGCUGGCUUGGUGUCAAGACUCACGUGUUUCACUUGGGAGACUAUCGUCGCGCUACGCUUGGCCCUGAAACAGAUGUACCCGACGACUACUUUUUCUUGAACGCAUCACCGCAAUCUGUGCUUCUGCGAAACAAGAUCCUAAAGAAAUGCCGCGACGACAUCUACCAUUUCUUAGAGAACGAAAAAGGUCAAAUCGCCAUCUAUGAUGCGGUAAACGCUAUCACUCAAGGCCGCAGGUCGCUUGCCAAGGAGUUUGCCAAGAAUGGCAUUCAGACAAUUUUCAUUGAAUCACACUGCACGGAUGAGCGCAUAAUCCAGGAAAACGUUCGUCGAGUCAAAAUCUCGUCUCCUGACUACAAAGGCUGGAAGGACGAGGAUGCGGUUCAGGACUACCUGGCGAGGAUAAACUCGCGGAUACCACACUACGAAACUAUGGAGGAGCCUGACCUGCAUUGGAUUAAAAUGAUCAACGCUGGGGAGCGAGUGGUCGUCAACAAUUGCGCCUUCGGAUAUCUAUCACAACGAAUUGUCUUUUACCUCCUCAACCUGCAUAUCAAGUCUCGGCAGACAUACUUUGCGCGUGCUGGAACCACACGUGAGGAGGACUCGUACAAGGCCGAUGCAAGUUUGUGUCCAGAAGGACAUGAUUACGCGAAGAAGAUGAGUGACGUGCUGCUGGCGUACCGUGAAGAAGAGAGGAAGAAGUUGAUCGAUCAAGGAGCGCCGGAUGCUGCGCUGAAACCACUCACAAUAUGGACCUCGACUCGUCGGCGUACCGUUCAAACCUCAGAAUAUCUUGCGGCGAUGGGAUACCGUGUUCGACAACGGUCACAGAUGAGCCAAAUGAAUCCCGGCGUCUGUGAGAAGAUGUCAGAACAAAAGAUCCGACAAGAUUUCCCCAAUGAGGUCAAGAAGCAUGAGGCUGAUCCCUAUCACCAUAGAUACCCAAGAGCAGAGUCCUACCACGACCUUGCAGUCCGUAUGGAACCCAUCAUCCUCGAACUCGAACGUGAGGAGAAUGACUUGCUCAUCAUCGCCCACGAAUCUGUUCUACGCGUGCUCUACGGUUAUUUGAUGGCAUGCAACGCAGCCGACAUCCCCAAGCUUGAGUUUCCCCGCGACGAGAUUAUCGAAAUCAUUCCCUCAAGCUACAAUAAUGUCGCAAAACGCAUCAGGAUACCCGAUCUUCCCCAAAAGAUGGUUCCCGGUAGUCCCGAAGACAUCCAGAUCCCCGUCGCUCCAAGCGGCGCCGUAAGUCCUACGCCCGGGCUUGGCACGCCCAAGUUAGAACCUGGGACUGAGAAACCAGAAUAUUCUCUUCAGCCUCUGAACCUGAAGAACACGCAUAUUAAUCCGUCUGAAUGAGCAGGUGCAAUAUCGAUAUCGGUAUGGUUCCACGUUCGAUAACGAGAGGGCAAGUCAGCAGACGGACUAGGAUUCGGAGUUGGACGACUGACGAUUGGGAUCAUGAAUGACUAUGCGUAUGAGUUUUUGAGUUUGUGUUUAUGCAAGUAGAGGUCUGGAUGGUGAGUUGAUAGCGUUGCGAAAGAGUUUCGAUUCUGUACAGGCUUUGCGGCGCAUCGCUAUCCAUUAAGAAUACAUUAUUACAUCUCG